Molecule: messenger RNA, 790 nt
Organism: Macrosteles quadrilineatus (aster leafhopper)
Lineage: Eukaryota; Metazoa; Arthropoda; Insecta; Hemiptera; Cicadellidae
Exons: 2
Coding region: 1-708 (235 amino acids)
Source: RefSeq, a predicted model, not a curated record
AUGAAGUACCCACACAUCCCACCAAACGCCCAACCACCCAUGAAGUGCCCACACAUCCUACUAGGCACCCUGAACCUGAAUACCCAACUACUCACGAGGUACCCCACACAUCCCACCAAACACCCAACCACCCAUGAAGUACCUACACAUCCUACUAGGCACCCUGAACCUGAAUACCCAACUACUCACGAGGUACCCACACAUCCCACCAAACACCCAACCACCCAUGAAGUACCCACACAUCCUACCAAGCACCCUGAACCUGAAUACCCAACUACUCACGAGGUACCCACACAUCCCACCAAACACCCAACCACCCAUGAAGUACCCACACAUCCUACUAAGCACCCUAAAGAUCCUGAGCCUACAACUGAGCACUUCUAUCCACUAUAUCCAAUCCACCCUCAGAUCCCCGAGAUUCCUUUUAUUCCUCCUGUUUAUCCCUCCCAGCCUGGUCCCUGUGUGUACCCACCCAACCCCUUCCCUGGUUCCCAGUUUCCUCAGCAUGGUUUAUAUCCUGUAAACCCUGAUUGUAUCUCCCCAGUAACGCCAACUUGGGUGUACCCAAGUGUUGUUCCGUCUCCUUGGCAUCCACCACAAACACCUGGACAUAAAACUCCUGGGGUUAAGAGGAAGAAUAAAAGUGGAGGGGUUCCUACUUUCUUCAAACCUUGGUACUCAACUGAUACACAAAUAGCAGCAAAGUAAUAUUUUGUAAAAAAAUUGUAAUUCAUAAAUUAUUUUGUAAAAAAUAUAUGAAAUUUUAUUUUGUUAACAAAACAAGAAAUUA